CGAUAGGUUGUUGCAUAAAUCAUUUAUGCUAUUUGACACUUCAUCAUUCAAAACCAUACACUGUUGUCUAAAACCAAAAGCGAACAGCUACGAGUUAUCUUGUACGAGGUAUUUCGGCACACAUUCUCAUUCUCAACCAACAAUAAGCAUAGGAACGAAAAGUAACGUCGUCUCAACACCAUCACAAUGGCAAGACUACCUGUUGGAAGAAACGGCGAUUCUCGAACGAGACUUCUCAAUAGUCUCGGACUUUUUCAAGAACAGCGAGACGAAAGGAAAUGCAUGCUUGGAAAAUCUAGUGCAUCGAUAAGAUACGACCGAGACUCAUCUCCUUCAAACAAUCAUUUUGAAAACAUUGUUGGUGGUAGUGAUGGUGAAAGUGGCGAAAAGAAAAAGUUUCGUCACGUCAGAAGUUGGUCUGACAUCCCCGUGCGAUCGGCACUGCAUAAUUCUGUGGCCUUUGAGACUAGAUUGAAUGACGAGAAUAUAAUGAGGAACCACAAAGAUGAUAGAGGUAAUUCACAAAGGCGCUCAUCGUUGUCGCGCAAGAACAAAGAGGACAAUAGCCCGCAUUCUGUUCGAUUCAACACGGUUGUUUCGGGAGUCAAGAUCCCAUCUCGAAACCAAUAUUCGAGACGGAUAAAACAAACGCUGUGGAGAGAUCGUUAUGAACUAUCGGAAAUGGUGGAGCGGAACACUACAGAAUUCCACGCGGAAAAUUAUGACUGGAAGCAGGUAGUUCUUGACGAAGAGAUGUACGUGGAUGCCACCAGCGGAGAACGGAUUCAUCCUUGUCAUGUAGAAUUGAAUUCAUUUGAUGAGAGUGAUGACGAUGAUUACAAUGAUUCUUUGGUAGAUGAAUCGGGUUUUGCUCCUUUGUCACGAUUAGAUUCUAUUGCCAGCUCAAAAUAAUGAGCGAACAUCGCUGGACAGCGCAAACAUGCAUGAAUUUAUUGAUUAUUCGAUUCGGCAUACAUAAUUGAGUCAAACAACUGAAUCUCCAUAUUUUGUUGACUAGAUAAGGUCCUGUUUGUGCCCAUCAUUUCUUGGACAUGGUAUAGUUCAUUGCAAUAUAAAAUACCAAUGUUUUCAUGAUAAUUGCUUUUCAUGAUUUCGUUUCAGAUCGACAGAUCACGGCGGGUAUAGGUAUUAUCGACACAAGAAUAGAAAGCGCUAAAAGCGAUCGCAAAUCAACUUCAAGCUCUUUCGUGAAAUUUUAAUACAAUGCAGCUGUGUCUUUAGUUUCAUGCUAAAAAUAUACUACUUAUACAACUGAAGACAACUGAUUCAUUGAAGCAGAUUAAACACAUGUUCAACUCCAGCCGUUGCCUCUAAGAAGGAGAUUUAAACAUUCAGAAGCAAAUACGGGUUUCAAUCUUCAUUUCUUGACGAACCUAGAAAGAGGAAGACAGAAGAAUUGGAGACAGAAGCCAUCAAUCCUCAAAGGUAGUUACUUGAGGCAAUCUUUCUUCAUGCCACGAAGUGUUGGUUCUUCAAGGAAUCUUGCACUUUGUUACAGAAUUUGCAUGAUCAUACACAAAAUCUCGAUGACGAUGCAAUUCUCUCCAAAUUCUGAUUGAUCUUUGGCAACAAAGUUCGAGAGUUGUGCAUAUUUUAGUGACCAAGUUUGUGGAUAGUAAAUUUGUCCUUACAAU
Messenger RNA from Pseudo-nitzschia multistriata, 1655 nucleotides. NCBI's taxonomy places the organism in Eukaryota, Bacillariophyta, Bacillariophyceae, Bacillariales, Bacillariaceae. The record is from the annotation of a GenBank genome assembly.